AUGAUUGAGGAAGUUCAAACAACAAUAACGAAGAAAGAGACGACGGCGUUCUCUCACGAAUCCGUUCCGGGUGAAACGGUCAACAAGUGUAGAUUAUCAUCCAGAAACCUCAAUCGAAAGAAAAGGAUUCUUGAAAAGACCAUCCUUGUGGAUCAGGGAUUGAUUCCUCAUCCGUUGUUACUGUUUACUGUUGUGUAUAUGCUCUACAAAUGUUCUUUUUUCUAUUCCGAAAAUACUGAUGCCCUGAGAAAUAGCAGGCGUCUUGUUCGCAGCCUGUGCUUAUAA
Molecule: messenger RNA, 285 nt
Organism: Ostertagia ostertagi
Lineage: Eukaryota; Metazoa; Nematoda; Chromadorea; Rhabditida; Trichostrongylidae
Source: the annotation of a GenBank genome assembly